UCUUGCUAUAGUAAAUCUGCAUUUUUCUAACCAUUUUGUCUUCUCUAUAUAAACUCCAUAGCCAAAGCUUCAGAAAGAGUGUGCAGCAGUUGCUUUCUCAUCCCCCCAUUGUGUCAAAUAAUCCCCUCUUUCUGUACAUAUUAUUGUUCCUCCAUUAGAGGGACCUAAGAGGGCUUGCUAGAUCAUAUUAUCAACAUUAUUCCAAGGAUGGGUGAGAGCACUGCCACCAACAACCACCACCACCAAAAUGGUCGAGCUUUGGAAUUUCCGGUGAACAUGCCGUCACAUUAUGGCUCAAAAGUUGUCGAUGAUGAUGGCCGGCCCCAGAGAACUGGGACCGUGUGGACUGCUAGCGCACAUAUAAUAACUGCAGUGAUUGGGUCGGGAGUUCUUUCCUUAGCAUGGGCCAUUGGUCAGCUGGGAUGGAUUGCCGGCCCUGCUGUAAUGUUCCUCUUCUCCUUCGUCAUUUACUACACCUCGACGCUUCUGUCUGACUGUUACCGAUCAGGGGAUCCUCUGUUCGGAAAAAGAAACUAUACUUACAUGGAUGCUGUUAGAAGCAGUCUUGGUGAGUUUCAGGUGAAGCUUUGUGGGCUGAUUCAGUAUCUGAAUAUAUUCGGAGUCGCCAUCGGGUACACCAUUGCAGCAGCCAUAAGUAUGAUGGCGAUCAAAAGAUCGAAUUGCUUCCACAAGAGCGGAGGAAAAGAUCCGUGUGCCAUUUCGAGCAAUCCUUACAUGAUCGCCUUCGGCGUUACACAAAUCCUGUUUUCUCAAAUCCCGGAUUUCGAUCAGAUAUGGUGGCUCUCUAUAGUUGCUGCAAUCAUGUCCUUCACUUACUCGUCCAUCGGUUUAGGCCUUGGCGUCGCUCAAGUAGCAGCUAAUGGAAGCAUCAAGGGGAGCCUCACUGGAAUAAGCGUAGGAACCGUGACCGAAACUCAGAAAAUAUGGAGGAGUUUCCAAGCUCUUGGCGACAUAGCUUUCGCAUACUCGUUUUCGAUCAUUCUCAUCGAAAUUCAGGAUACGGUGAAAUCCCCGCCAUCCGAGGCGAAAACAAUGAAGAAAGCCACUCUCAUAAGCACGAUUGUCACAACGAUUUUCUACAUGCUCUGCGGUUGCAUGGGGUACGCAGCAUUCGGCGACCUCGCCCCGGGGAACCUCCUGACCGGCUUCGGAUUCUACAACCCUUUCUGGCUCCUCGACAUCGCCAAUGCAGCCAUCGUCAUCCACUUAGUCGGAGCCUACCAAGUUUACUGUCAGCCCCUCUUCGCAUUCGUCGAAAAAUGGGCAGCGGCGAGAUGGCCUGACAGCAGUUUCAUUUCGAAAGAAAUCCAAAUCCCGGUGCCGUUUAUGCAGCAGCCUUACGGACUCAACCUUUUUCGACUAACUUGGAGGAGCGGAUUCGCCGUCGUCACGACCGUAAUAUCGAUGCUGAUGCCUUUCUUCAACGACGUAGUCGGGAUCCUCGGGGCAUUCGGGUUUUGGCCUCUGACCGUGUACUAUCCCGUCGAAAUGUAUAUCGUUCAGAAGAAGAUACCGCGGUGGAGCACGAAAUGGAUCAGCCUGCAGAUGCUGAGCUUGGCUUGCUUGGCGAUAUCGAUCGCCGCCGCCGCCGGAUCCGUCGCCGGAGUGGUCCUGGACCUCAAGGUUUACAGGCCAUUCAAGACUAGCUACUGAAUGAAUGGAUGAAGGAAAGAAUGGAUUUUUAUGGAGGGAGGAAUUUGUAAAGAGAUUGAAAGAUGGUUUGGUGGUUGUUGUUAAUUAAGGACUUUUUUAAGUCAGUUUGUACGUGUGUCUUGUGUGUUUUUUAUUUUGGUUCUAAGUUUGUUGUGUCUAUGGUAAGAAAUUAAGUCUAUGUCCCUUGUUCCAAUUCAUAGUUCUUGAAAUUUUUAAAUUUAAGUUUUAGUC
Messenger RNA from Andrographis paniculata, 1905 nucleotides. Its product is annotated as amino acid permease 3-like. NCBI's taxonomy places the organism in Eukaryota, Viridiplantae, Streptophyta, Magnoliopsida, Lamiales, Acanthaceae. The transcript has 7 exons. Gene Ontology annotation, cellular component: plasma membrane. The record is from RefSeq and is a predicted model, not a curated record. The coding region runs from base 208 to 1674 and encodes 488 amino acids.